Adineta steineri is the source of this 1032-nucleotide messenger RNA. The record is from the annotation of a GenBank genome assembly. Lineage: Eukaryota; Metazoa; Rotifera; Eurotatoria; Adinetida; Adinetidae.
AUGGGCGCAAACGAAAGUGUUAGUAUUAGAAUAAAUUUUAAUCGAUCAAAUCGUUUUUAUUUUACUGGUGAACAAGUAUCCGGUAAUAUUUCAAUUGAUAAUCUACGUGAAAAAGUAAAAUUAGAUGAAAUUUUUAUUGAGCUUGUUGGUGAACUUGGUUAUACAACACAAGAAACACGUACGAAAAAUGAUACAAAUGGUAAAUCAACUUCAGAAAAUUACACAUCUUAUCAUCAUAUACCAUUCUUAACUACACGUUUACCUUUAGUUCAAUCUCAUCAUGUACAAGAUCAAAUGAUUCUUUCUCGUGGACAUUAUACAUGGCCAUUUGAAUUUACUCUUCCUGAAUCUUUACCUCCAACAACACAACCUAAUCUAACAGUAUAUCCUAAUGUAAGAUAUCUUAUACGAAUUGUUCUUGAUAAACCAUGGUAUAAAUUUAAUCAAACACAAGCAUAUCUUUUUACAGUUUGUCCAAAGAUAAAUCUUUCUUAUCAAACAAUUCAUUUUAAUAAACAAAAUCGAAAACAAUUACAAUUUGAAGGUUGUCUUUUACGUAAUGGAAUUAUUCCUGGUCAAUCGUUUUCAAUUCAAAUUAAACUUCAAAAUCCUGAACGUACGAAAAUUAAACGAAUUGAAGUGGCAUUUAUUCAACAUCGACAGACUUCUGUAGAUCGUCAUAAAGAAAUUAUUUUAUCUGCUGAUUUACCUGGUUUUUAUGAAUUUGAUGGUGCUAGUUUAGAACAAACUUUUGAAUUACCUUUAUCAAAUGAUUAUAUUGCACCGACAUAUUCAUUUGAAACAUCAUGGCAUAAUCAUCCAUAUCGUCUUAUUAUUGAAUAUGAAUUAAUAUUAACUAUAAAACCUCAUGGGUUUUUUACUAAAUUUGAUGUAAGUGUUCCAGUUAUUGUUGGUACACAAUCGAAUCAUGAAAAUCAAAUACAAGAAAAAUAUGAUGAGAAAAAUACAUAUCAAAUGGUCGAUGAAUUAGAACCACCACCAAGUUAUGAAUCAAUCGUUAAUACUAAAUAA